AUGGAGCUUUUUCGCCGUCUCUCGACGCUUUAUAAUGACAUCAACCCAGCCACGCUGAGCGGUGCCGUCGACGUUAUUGUUGUACAACAGCCCGAUGGCAGCCUCAAAUGCAGCCCCUUUCACGUGCGCUUUGGCAAGCUCACUCUGCUGCGUGCCAUGGAGCGCCAGGUUCGCGUUGUCGUCAAUGGCGAACAGGCCGAGGUUGCCAUGCGCGUUGGCCGGGCUGGCGAGGCAUAUUUCGUCCAUGACAUCAACGACGCCCCAGAAAACGCCCUUCCCGUCACCGAGAGCAACUUGACUUCGCCCGUAACCACACCACUACCUCGCCUGUCCGAUGUAGAGAGCAGCGGAAAUGCAGCCGAUGCUGACAGGCUUUCCAUCCCUGCCUCCAUUUCCGAGGAACCUGCCGAAGAAGUUGCUCGUAGCAAUGGACUCGACGAGAGCCACGCUUCCCAUUUUGACGACAGCAUCGAGUCUUGGCUCUGGGGUGAUAUGCCAGUGCGUAGCCAUGAGCACAGUCUAAAACGCUCAAACUCCCAGCAAUUUUCCCGAACCGUUGUGCCUUCGCCCCGUGAUCCAACCGAGACUGAACUUCUGGCUUCAGAUGCCCCAGCUCCGGGCCCCUUGCGGGCCGCUCGAUCGCUUGACGACAUUACCCUCGACUCAUCCGCCGCUGACGUCUUCUCUCUCGGUCCUACCGGUCGCAUCCGCUCCAUCUCCGAGUCUGUUACCUCAAAGCUUCUCGAUCACAGUCCAGUCGUCGUCCCUGCUUCAAGUUGUGACGCCGCAGACGACUCUCGCACACCCUCGGGCAGUCCCGGGCUUAUCGCUCGCAACGCUCGUGGACUUCCUGACGAGGAAAUCACCAACGAGCCCGGUACUCCCACGCCGGCAAGCCUCAACUCGAUCCCAGAGCCCGAGUCUGAGGAUGAGCUUGGUGACAACGGCUUCCCCGUCGUUGAGCUCUCUCUCUGCGGCGGUGACAAGGACAAAUCGCAAGAGGAGCUCGCCGUCAGCUUCAAUCGGCAUCACGUCGACUUUAGCCAGUUUGUCAGCGACCCCACCCUUUUGCAGCACAAGGACCUGGUGGUGCGCAUCGGUGGCGAGCGCUAUUUUUCUUGGGAGAUGGCUGGUCCUUACAUCAUGAGUCACGUUGUGUUUCAUCAGCCUCUACCCGCCGAGGCCAUUGCGGCGCUCGAGCGAGAAAAGAGUCGCCGCGAGACCAAGAGCCGCAGCUGGCUUUUUGGCUGGGCCUCCAAAGCCGCAAGCUCCAAUGCCUCGGUCAUGGCGUCGGACGAAUCCGAUGUCGAAGCCGAUGAUGCCGAGCAUACCACUGCCAGCGAGCCCUCGGGCAGCGAGCACAACUCGCCCCAACAACAGCGACGUACCCUCAAGCAUCGUGCAAGCAUGCCCGUCAACAUGCCGUCGGGGUCCAGCCGCGAUAGCGCCAAUGAAGCCUCUGAUGACACUGUACACGCCAGUAGCGCGCCCGCCGAUUCUCGGGCCGAGGCAGCUGCACGGCCGCGUCCAGCCACUGCUGGUGAUGUACCUGCCUCUGCCUCGGGCGCGCGCGUCAGCGCAGGCCGUGCAGCACUGGCCUCACAGUCCAGCCUCGAAUCUGUGGGCGACAUGGCUCGCAAAAGCUUACGACUGACCUCCGAGCAGCUACUGUCGCUCAACCUGAAGCCCGGGAGCAACGUAUGCGAGUUUACUGUCGUCUCCAAGCUGCAAGGCAAAGCUACGAUCUCUUGCCGUAUCUUCUUGUGGCAUUACACUUCCAAGAUUGUUGUUUCAGACAUCGAUGGGACCAUUACGCGUUCGGAUAUGCUAGGCCACGCUGCUGCUUUUAUGGGUACGGACUGGACGCAAACAGGCAUUGCCACUCUCUACUCUGGUGUGAGUCGCAACGGCUAUAACUUUCUAUAUCUUUCGUCACGAUCCAUUUCCCAAUCCAUGGGCACUCGCGAGUACUUGCGCAAUAUCAUCCAAGACACCCACAAGCUACCCGACGGCCCCAUCCUGUUGUCACCUUCCUCUUUGUUCAAGAGUCUGCAUCGCGAGGUCAUCCUCCGGCGACCAGAGGAGUUUAAGAUCACUUGUCUGUCCGACAUUCAAAAUCUUUUUCCUCCUUGCAACCCCAACCCCUUUGUUGCUGGAUUCGGCAACCGCCACUCUGACGUCGUCACCUACCGAGCGGUGGGCAUUACAGACUCGCGCAUCUUUACCGUUGAUCCUGCCGGUCUUCUCAAGGUGUCGAGCGGCACUUACAUGCGCUCUUCCUACUCGCAAAUGAGUUUGGUCGCGGAUGCUUUCUUCCCACCCAUUAACGGGCUGGCCACAUGGUCCCGAGGAGACACACACAGCGACUAUGACAACUUUAAUUACUGGCGAGCGCCAAUCAUGGGGGAUGCUACAAAUGGCCAAGACUCCCUCUUGUCCUCUCUCUCGGAGGAGGAGGCAGCGCUGUUGGGUCUCAAGUAAUGGUUUUGCACGUCUCCUCAAGAAUAAAGAGCAUCAUGGCUUUGGGUCGUUUUUGAGCCCUCUUUUGUGCAUGUGUGUGCGUGCGUGUGUGUGUGUGUGUGUCUGUGCUCGUCAAGAUGUUUCUUUUUUAGGUAUAGGUGAUGCACAGUGUCGGUAUGCCCGUUUAGGCUUCAUUCAAGAGGUUCGGGCACUGACGGUUUUUCUUUAGCGCGUUGGCUUUCGAGUGCUUUUCGAUGGCGUGUUUGUGGUUGCUUGAAAGUGUGGGGAGCUGCCGAUGAAUACUCCGAACACCUCUUUUGU
Monosiga brevicollis MX1 is the source of this 2781-nucleotide messenger RNA. RefSeq lists its product as uncharacterized. The transcript has 11 exons. NCBI's taxonomy places the organism in Eukaryota, Choanoflagellata, Craspedida, Salpingoecidae. The coding region runs from base 1 to 2481 and encodes 826 amino acids. Gene Ontology annotation, molecular function: transcription coactivator activity; phosphatidate phosphatase activity. Gene Ontology annotation, biological process: cellular response to insulin stimulus; fatty acid catabolic process; positive regulation of transcription by RNA polymerase II. Gene Ontology annotation, cellular component: nucleus. The record is from RefSeq and is a predicted model, not a curated record.